Molecule: messenger RNA, 1108 nt
Organism: Orussus abietinus
Lineage: Eukaryota; Metazoa; Arthropoda; Insecta; Hymenoptera; Orussidae
Gene: eIF6
Product: eukaryotic translation initiation factor 6
Exons: 6
Coding region: 155-892 (245 amino acids)
Biological process (GO): maturation of 5.8S rRNA; assembly of large subunit precursor of preribosome; maturation of LSU-rRNA
Cellular component (GO): nucleolus; cytosol; preribosome, large subunit precursor
Molecular function (GO): ribosomal large subunit binding
Source: RefSeq, a predicted model, not a curated record
CGUCUUAAUUAACCAAGACCUCGUGCAACCUCGUGUCAGCAAAUCGCCACGAAUUGAGCUUUAGGUUAACUGUUGCGUGUAAAUUUUUACCAGUACAGUAUUUAAUAAUUAAUCCGCACUUCGAAUAUCUAGACAAAGUUACUUUUGUGUAAUCAUGGCAGUCAGAGUACAAUUUGAGAACAACAACGAGAUUGGGGUGUUUUCGAAACUGACAAAUUCCUAUUGUUUAGUGGCAAUCGGCGGGUCGGAGAAUUUCUACAGUGUAUUCGAAGCAGAAUUAGCAGAAACGAUACCAGUCGUGCAUGUGUCAGUUGCUGGUUGUCGUAUUAUUGGAAGAUUAUGUGUCGGGAACAAACACGGCCUUUUAGUGCCAAACACGACAACAGACACAGAAUUACAACACAUACGAAAUUCUCUCCCAGAUAAUGUAAAAGUUCAAAGGGUUGAAGAAAGGCUUUCAGCUCUUGGAAAUGUCAUUGCAUGUAAUGAUUACGUUGCUCUAGUUCAUCCUGAUCUUGAUAGGGAAACGGAAGAAAUCCUAGCUGACACAUUAAAUGUAGAAGUCUUUAGACAAACAGUUGCAAGUAAUGUGUUAGUUGGAUCUUACAGUGUUUUAUCGAAUCAAGGUGGUAUAGUACAUCCAAAAACGUCUAUACAAGACCAGGAUGAGCUGUCGUCUCUGUUACAAGUACCAUUAAUAGCAGGUACGGUGAACAGAGGUAGCGAAGUAAUAGCAGCAGGCAUGGUAGUCAAUGAUUGGGCUGCAUUUUGUGGUAUGGAUACAACCUCAACAGAACUUUCAGCCAUUGAAAGCGUAUUCAGGCUUAAUGAAGCUACACCAGCUGCCAUCACUUCAACUUUGAGAGCAUCCCUCAUAGAAAGCAUGUCGUAAAGGAGGUUCUGUACCAAACUGAAACCAGAGUACCGAAAGAACGGAUUGUACAAUCUAUAUAUGUAUGUACAUAACAGCAGCAUCCAUAUCUGUGAGAUUGCAUGAUGCAGAUACACUUAUAGUAUCAUAUCUGUGAAUGUAUUGCGUAAUUCCACCUCCAAAUGACUUAAAGUGUAACGACAUACUCUGUAUUAAAGUUUCUAAGAAAUGUGCAAA